This is a messenger RNA of Dalotia coriaria, 1521 nucleotides long. RefSeq names its product males absent on the first (gene mof). Gene Ontology annotation, molecular function: transcription coregulator activity; histone H4K16 acetyltransferase activity. The record is from RefSeq and is a predicted model, not a curated record. Gene Ontology annotation, cellular component: chromatin; MSL complex. The transcript has 7 exons. Lineage: Eukaryota; Metazoa; Arthropoda; Insecta; Coleoptera; Staphylinidae. The coding region runs from base 70 to 1404 and encodes 444 amino acids. Gene Ontology annotation, biological process: negative regulation of DNA-templated transcription; positive regulation of transcription by RNA polymerase II.
UUCGAUGGAUUUGAAAUUGAAUUGCAUACCACGCUCCUGCGCCACAGCCAGUUGCUGCGAAGCAGAAAUAUGGCGGAAGACAAAGUAUCAACAACAGAUUCAACUGAAAUUAAGAAAGAAGUCGAACCAAAGCAAGCACAAAAUGAAGAGGAUGGUGAAAGUGGCGAAGAACAACCAUUAGAUAUUGGCGAACAUUAUGUUGUUCAGCGUUCAGACGAGACUUGGCAUCCCGCUGAAAUUAUUCAAACACGUUUCAAUGAUACCGAGCAACAGUAUGAAUACUAUGUGCAUUAUGAAGGACUUAAUAGAAGAUUGGAUGAAUGGGUUCCAAGAUCCAGGGUAAUGUCAUCUCAAUUUAAUAUGGAUGCAAAGAUGAGUGAAAAAAUGUGGAAAGAGAUACCAGUUGCUUCAGAUGUUCUGACAGACACUGAUCGGAAAAUUACGAGAAAUCAAAAGAGGAGGCAUGAUGAAAUUAACCAUGUACAAAAAACGUAUGCAGAGAUGGAUCCCACAACUGCAGCUCUUGAAAAGGAACAUGAACAGAUAACAAAAGUUAAAUAUAUUGACAGAAUUCAAAUUGGGCGAUUUGAAAUUGACACUUGGUAUUUUAGUCCAUACCCUGAAGAGUAUGGGAGUCAAAAUAAACUUUGGAUAUGUGAAUAUUGCUUAAAGUACAUGAGGCUCGAAAAAAGUUACCGGUAUCAUAUGGGCGAGUGUACAUGGAGGCAACCAGUGGGUAAAGAGAUUUAUAGGAGAGGAACACUAUCAGUUUAUGAAGUGGAUGGUAAAGAUCAUAAGAUUUAUUGUCAAAACUUGUGCUUACUUGCAAAGUUGUUUUUGGAUCAUAAAACAUUGUAUUUUGAUGUGGAACCAUUUUUGUUUUACAUUUUGUGUGAAGUGGACAAGCAGGGAGCACAUAUUGUGGGAUAUUUUUCGAAGGAAAAGGAAUCUCCCGAUGGAAAUAAUGUUGCCUGCAUCUUAACACUACCGCCGUAUCAACGACAAGGUUACGGCAAAUUACUUAUAGCGUUCAGUUAUGAACUGUCGCGAAGAGAAGAGACUGUGGGCAGUCCGGAACAGCCGCUUAGUGAUCUGGGCAAGCUUAGUUAUCGAAGUUACUGGAGCUGGGUGUUGCUAGAAAUUUUACGCGACUUUCGCGGCGGCACUCUGAGCAUAAAGGAUUUAAGCCAGAUGACAAGCAUCACACAAACGGACAUCAUUUAUACGUUGCAAUGUAUGAACAUGGUCAAGUAUUGGAAAGGACAACAUGUUAUUUGUGUGACGCCCAAGUUGGUGGAGGAACAUAUCAAAUCGAGUCAAUACAAACGCCCACGACUUUGCGUGGACAGUGGUGCGUUGAGAUGGACACCUAGGCGGCAUAACAAAGUUGGUGCCAAGAAAUAACUAAGACGCUUCGUAAUUUAUUGAUGAACCGAAGAAUUUAAAUCUAUAUGUUACGAAUUUCUCAUAACAUAAUGUCAAAACACAAUUCAUUUUAAAAUAAAACUACAUGAACACAAA